Messenger RNA from Drosophila hydei, 636 nucleotides. RefSeq lists its product as uncharacterized. Lineage: Eukaryota; Metazoa; Arthropoda; Insecta; Diptera; Drosophilidae. Bases 85 to 636 code for a protein of 183 amino acids. The record is from RefSeq and is a predicted model, not a curated record. The transcript has 2 exons.
GUUAUCAAUCUCUGUGUGCACUUUGAAGAAACAGUCUGAAACAAAAAACAAGAAUAAAUAACUUUGGCUAACGUUAGAGAAGAAAUGGAAACAACAAUGGACUCUGCGAUAUUAGCAAUAGGCGAUAAAACGGAACAGUCAGAGCAUGAAAAGCCUGAAAAAUCAUUAAAUAUAAGGAAUUUUAAUGUCGAGUUUAAAAAUUAUUUCAGUCUACUACUAAUGGGAAACCCAACGCCCGCAGACGUUGGCAAUGUUGAGUAUCCAAUUGAAUGGUUUGGAAUGGAAACCAUUUGCAGGAUUAAUGAGCCCACUCGAUAUCAAUUUCACUGUUUGGGCCCACAGAAAACUAAGCCACAGAAUGUGAAUUCCUUUCACUUCUUCAUGACAAUCAAUGCCAAGUUUUUAAUGCGUGAAGUAAGAAAACUCCUUAGGAACGAACGUUGGCUAUCAAAGUAUGUGGUAAUUGGACCACUCAAAGGCCCAUUAGACACUACGCGCUAUGAUCCCGAGGAAACUUAUAUGCGUAAUGCCGUUUAUACGGUAAUUAAUGCCGAAUGGCUGAGAGAAAAGGAUAUCAUAUUUCCCUAUUUGUUCUAUUUACACAGCGAACAUGUUAAACGUAAUUUAAGACGCUAA